GUAGGCAGAAAAAAGUCAAUUUACAUACAUAUAUCGGGACUUGCUUCAAUUCAAAUUGAAAGUAAAACAUAAACACAAACCCCCCUAAAAAUUUGGUGAACCUUAGUGAAAAAUUCAAAACAUUCAACAUGUUUAGCUCGUUUACAGACGCUUCAAAAUCUUCCCUAAAAAAUUUGGGCGACAAGACCGCCAACCUGUUCAGCAGAAAGAAGGACGAGGCCGAAAAGUUGGCUAACGAUAAAGCUACCGAAGCCCAGAAGUUAGCCGAGGAGCAGGCCCGAAAGGUUGGCCAAUCGGUGCAGCAAACUAAAAGCGAAGCCGAAAAUUUGGCCACAAGCACCGCCAAAGAAGCCGCCGCCCUGGCCAAUGCUGAAGCCCAAAAAGCUGGUCAGGCCAUCGACCAAGGCGUGAAUCGCGCUUCGGCCGCCGUCAAUCAAGGCAAGCAGGCUAUCGACAAUACUUUGCAACAGGCGAACACUGCGGCUCAGAACUCGAAGCAGGUGGCAGCCAAUAUUGCGGAUGCCUCGCAACGGGCGGCUGUCAAUGCCGUUGACCAGACGAAAAAGGCCGCGAAUGAGGCGAUUAACAAGAGUGUGAAGGCCGCCGAGAACGUGGCCGAUCAGAAGCUAAAGCAGGCCGAGGGUGCCAUCGACAGCACACUCAAGAAUACAAGCCAGGCAGUAGACCAGAAGCUGAACGAAGCCAAUAAGUACGUGGAUCAGAAGCGAGAGGGUCUAGAAAAGAACUUGCACGAUGCUGCCUCCAGCGCACAGGAGAACGCUGGCCAGCAGGCCACAAAUCUGUUGGGCAAGUUGCACUUGGGCCAGAAGUAGAGAGGUUUAAGAAGAGCGACGAUUUAAACAAUGUCAUUAAAUGUAAUUAAAAUGCUUUAAAAAUUGAA
Messenger RNA from Scaptodrosophila lebanonensis, 901 nucleotides. RefSeq names its product protein DR_1172. Bases 129 to 833 code for a protein of 234 amino acids. The transcript has 4 exons. The record is from RefSeq and is a predicted model, not a curated record. Lineage: Eukaryota; Metazoa; Arthropoda; Insecta; Diptera; Drosophilidae.